Molecule: messenger RNA, 1698 nt
Organism: Malurus melanocephalus (red-backed fairy wren)
Lineage: Eukaryota; Metazoa; Chordata; Aves; Passeriformes; Maluridae
Gene: EXOSC6
Product: exosome component 6
Exons: 1
Coding region: 64-918 (284 amino acids)
Biological process (GO): U4 snRNA 3'-end processing; poly(A)-dependent snoRNA 3'-end processing; nuclear mRNA surveillance
Cellular component (GO): nucleolus; cytoplasmic exosome (RNase complex); nuclear exosome (RNase complex)
Source: RefSeq, a predicted model, not a curated record
CAGCCUGGGCCCGCCCUCUGCUCGUGCCCGCCCCCUGCCCGCCCUCACGGCGUACCGCCGAACAUGCCGCUCGAUCACCGCCGCCUCUGCGGCCCGGAGGAGUCGCAGCCGCCGGCGCUGUGGGCAGCGAUCGCGGCCGAGGAUGAGGAGGACGAAGAGUGCGUAGGGGCGGCGCCGCGGGACCCCUGUGCCCUGCGGCCGCUGUUCGCGCGGGCCGGGCUGCUGAGCCAGGCGCAGGGCUCGGCCUACGUGGAGCUGGGCAGCGGCACCAAGGUGCUCUGCGCCGCCUGGGGCCCGCGGGAGGCGGCCGAGCCCGGGCCGGGCCGGCUGCUCUGCGAGUUCCGCCGGGCGCCCUUCGCGGGACACGGGGCGCGGGGCCGGCCGGGCACUGCGGCCGAGCGGGAGGCGGAGCGGGACGCGGCGGCAGCGCUGCGGGAGGCGCUGGAGCCGGCCGUGCGGCUGGGCCGGUACCCGCGGGCUCGCCUGGCCGUCAGCGCGCUGCUGCUGCAGGACGGGGGCUCGGCGCUGGCCGCCGCCAUCAGCGCCGCCGCCCUGGCCCUGGCGGACGCGGGCGUGGAGAUGUACGACCUGGCCGUGGGCUGCGCGCUGUGCCGGCCGCCCGCGCCCGCCGCCUCAUGGAUGCUGCAGCCCGCCGAGCCCGAGGAGCGCCGCGCCGCCGCCCGCCUCACGCUGGCCCUGCUGCCCGCCCUCAACCAGGUGUCGGCCGUGCUGGGCGGCGGCCGGGGCGGCCCGCCCGAGGACUGGGCUCAAGCCCUGCGGCUCGGCCUCGAUGGCUGCCACCGGCAGUACCCGGUGCUGCGGCAGAGCCUGCUGCGGGCCACCCAGCGCCGCGAUGCCGCCGCCGCCGCUGCCACCGCCGCUGCUACCGCCAGUGCCGCCGCUGCCACCAAUGCCUGAGUGCCCGUGAGAGCUGCGUGCCCCAUUCUGGAGAUGGGCUCAUCUCCCAGAACCUGUCCAAACUGCCUUCARUGCUACCGGAGACCCUUGAGGCCUUCCUGAUCCAUACCUCGCUGUUGGGGAUUAAAAGAAGUUUACUUUUAGAAUAUUAGAGGUUUGUUAAGUUUAAGCUUAAAGUUUAAUUGUUACUGCUGGAGAAUCCCCUGAUCCAACCUGAUCCGUGCCUCAUGCUGCUGGAGAGCCUCCUGAGCCUAUCCAUGUGCUGCUGGAGACCCCCUGGUGCUGCCCACACAGCUGGAGGCCCAAGAACUCUGCUCAAGAAUGCCAGAGUGCAGCUCCACCACCACUGGAGAGCCCCCAAAGCAGCACCCACACUACUGGAGCACCCCAAAGUGCACAUGAGGAGCCCCCUGUUGCUGGAGACCAUUCCUGACUGGCACCACAGGAUCCAAAUAGCCUUGCACGCUGCUGAAACACCCACAGGAACAGUCUCCCUACUGCCUCAGCAGGMAGAACCUGCCUAAGACCUCCCUACAAGCAGCUGCCAGCAUUGUGAGACCCCACAUCUCACCCCGAGGUGAUCACAGCACCAGGCUGAGACCCUCUCUCUAAGCUCCGCACCAUAAUUAUCCACGCAGGCAGCAUCCAGGCAGCACCGGGCAGGAAGCACAUCGUGGAAACACGUCAUGGCAUGGACUGUGCAUCCCUUGGACUUCAGGGUGAUAAGAGUUGUGUUUUGUAAGUUUUUUCAUAAUAAUAAAUCAUCUUUUUUUCUGAUGA